This is a messenger RNA of Canariomyces notabilis, 375 nucleotides long. RefSeq lists its product as uncharacterized. The record is from RefSeq and is a predicted model, not a curated record. The transcript is spliced from 2 exons. NCBI's taxonomy places the organism in Eukaryota, Fungi, Ascomycota, Sordariomycetes, Sordariales, Chaetomiaceae. The coding region runs from base 1 to 375 and encodes 124 amino acids.
AUGACAGCUCCCGAGGUUUCUCACGGCCGCGGUGGUGCCGGUAACAUCAACCCAGACGACACCAAAUAUGUUGACGGAGAGGUGGUUCGUGUAGGCGCAGAAGGCAGCCAUGGAGACGGGGCUUUCAGCACUGGCCGUGGAGGCACUGGCAACAUUGGCGAUGCCGGCAAAAAGCAGACGGUGCGUGCCGACAAGGACGUCAUCCCCGAGGCGGCUGUCCGGCCCAGCCAGGACAAUGCCGAUUACCACACGGGCCGGGGCGGCGCGGGCAACGAGCACGUUGCGGCCAAGAAGCCGGCCGCCGCGGGGGAAGCUCCUAUGGGGCUGGCUGACAAGCUCAAGAGGAAGGUUUAUGGGAUCUUCAACAAGAAGUAG